AUGACAAACGAACCCCCAAACCCACCAAUCCCGCACCUCAUCCUGAUUGCCGCCGCCCUCGCUGACACCAACGGCAUAGGCAAAAACAACGACCUACCAUGGCACAUUCCCAGCGAAAUGCGGUACUUUAACGCCGUCACAACGUGGUUGGGACGGAGGGUGGGCAACGCCUACCCCGAUAAGACUCAGGGAGAUACGCAUGUGGAGGAUGGGCAGAAACCGCUGAACGCGGUGAUUAUGGGACGCAGGACAUGGGAUUCGAUGCCGGAUGGGUUCAGGCCGCUGAAGGGGAGGGUGAACGUCGUUCUGACGGGGAGUGAGGACGUGAGGGUGGAGGUGUGCAGCCGAAGCACCCCAGAAACCCCCACCCUCGCCUUCCCGACCCUUCCAGAAGCCCUCACCUACCUCACCACCACCACCCGCCCCACCAACACCUUCAUCAUCGGCGGCUCGCACAUCUACAUCCUAGCCCUCGCCCACCCCUCCUGCUCGCACGUCCUAUUAACGCGUGUGAAGGCGCCGGCUCCCAUCGAGUGCGAUACGUUCUUCCCGGAGGUGGAUAUGGCGGUGUUUAGGAAGGCAAGGGAGGAGGAGUUGAGGGAGGUGGUGGGGCCGAUGGUGCCGGUGGGCGUGCAGAGGGAGAGAGGGUUGGAGUAUGAGUUUGGCAUGUUCGUGAGGAGGUAG
Messenger RNA from Fimicolochytrium jonesii, 684 nucleotides. RefSeq names its product dihydrofolate reductase-like domain-containing protein. The transcript is spliced from 2 exons. NCBI's taxonomy places the organism in Eukaryota, Fungi, Chytridiomycota, Chytridiomycetes, Spizellomycetales, Powellomycetaceae. The record is from RefSeq and is a predicted model, not a curated record. Gene Ontology annotation, cellular component: mitochondrion. The coding region runs from base 1 to 684 and encodes 227 amino acids. Gene Ontology annotation, molecular function: NADP binding; dihydrofolate reductase activity. Gene Ontology annotation, biological process: folic acid metabolic process; tetrahydrofolate biosynthetic process; dihydrofolate metabolic process.